CUCUUUUCUCGCCUCUAUCCUCAUGUUGCGCUCAUUGACCUCUUCCUCCUUGAAGGCUAACACUGUCCGCCAGGUCCGUCUCUUCAGCGCUGCUUCUGCUUCUUUGCAAAAGUUCCGUGCUGAGCGUGAUACUUUCGGCGACCUCCAGGUGCCUGCCGAUAGAUACUGGGGUGCUCAGACCCAGAGAUCCCUCCAGAACUUUGAUAUCGGUGGUCCCCGUGAGCGUAUGCCUGAGCCUUUGAUCAAGGCUUUUGGUGUCCUCAAGAAGGCUGCUGCUACUGUCAACAUGACCUACGGUUUAGACCCCAAGGUUGGUGAGGCUAUCCAGCGUGCUGCUGAUGAGGUUAUCGAUGGUACCUUGCUUGAGCACUUCCCUCUUGUUGUCUGGCAGACUGGUUCUGGAACUCAGACUAACAUGAAUGUCAACGAGGUUAUCUCCAACCGUGCUAUUGAGAUGCUCGGUGGUGAACUUGGAAGCAAGUCCCCUGUCCACCCCAACGACCAUGUCAACAUGAGUCAGUCUUCCAACGACACUUUCCCCACUGCUAUGCACGUUGCUGCUGCUGUCGAGAUUAACCAUCGUCUUAUCCCCGCUCUUACCCAGCUCCGUGACGCUCUCCACGCCAAGGAGAAGGAGUUCAACCACAUUAUCAAGAUUGGACGCACUCACUUGCAGGAUGCCACUCCCCUCACUCUUGGUCAGGAAUUCUCUGGCUACGUUCAGCAGUUGACCUUUGGUAUCAAGCGUGUCACCAGCUCCCUUGAGCACCUUUCUAACCUUGCCCAGGGUGGAACCGCUGUUGGUACUGGUCUCAACACUCGCCCUGGUUUCGAUUCCAAGGUAGCUGAGGCCAUCUCCCAGAUCACCGGCCUUCCCUUCAAGACUGCCCCCAACAAGUUUGAGGCUCUUGCUGCUCACGAUGCCAUUGUUGAGGCCCACGGUGCUUUGAACACUGUUGCUGUUUCUCUCAUGAAGAUUGCUAACGACAUCCGUUUCCUUGGUUCUGGACCCCGUUGCGGUCUUGGUGAGCUCUCCCUCCCCGAAAACGAGCCUGGAUCUUCCAUUAUGCCCGGUAAGGUCAACCCUACUCAGUGCGAGGCCAUGACUAUGGUCUGCUCCCAGGUUAUGGGCAACAACACCACUGUCUCCAUUGCUGGUUCCAACGGUCACUUUGAGUUGAACGUCUUCAAGCCCGUUAUGAUCAAGAACUUGAUCCAGUCCAUCCGUCUCUUGUCCGAUGCCUCUGUAUCCUUCACCAACAACUGUGUUGUCGGUAUCCAAGCUAACGAGAAGAAGAUCAACAGCAUCAUGAACGAGUCUCUUAUGUUGGUUACUGCUCUCAACCCUUAUAUUGGUUAUGACAACGCUGCCAAGUGUGCCAAGAAAGCACACAAGGAAGGUACCACCUUGAAGGAGGCUGCCAUCUCUCUCGGUGUCUUGACUGAGGAGCAGUUCAAGGAAUGGGUCCGCCCCGAAGAAAUGCUUGGCCCUAAGUAAAGUGUUUACAUGGCGGCAUAGAUGAAGCAACUUUAUAGACUAAGAAUGAUAGUCUUCAUUCUCUAUUUUUUACUCUUUUUUUUUAAAAAAAAAACUUCUUUCAUUAUAAAAACUAUGAACAUAUAUACAUAAUGAACCCCCUUUCUCUACCUAUAUUUUUGUUUCAAAAAAUAGAAUAUUCCUCUUUAACAAACAAACAAAAAAAAGUCAUACAAAUC
Molecule: messenger RNA, 1716 nt
Organism: Phycomyces blakesleeanus NRRL 1555(-)
Lineage: Eukaryota; Fungi; Mucoromycota; Mucoromycetes; Mucorales; Phycomycetaceae
Gene: PbFumHa
Product: fumarate hydratase
Exons: 11
Coding region: 23-1498 (491 amino acids)
Biological process (GO): fumarate metabolic process; tricarboxylic acid cycle; malate metabolic process
Cellular component (GO): mitochondrion; tricarboxylic acid cycle heteromeric enzyme complex
Molecular function (GO): fumarate hydratase activity
Source: RefSeq, a predicted model, not a curated record